CAUGGGCCGGCGACGGGCCUCAGCCGCGGCCUCCACUUCUCCGCACGCCGGCGGGAUGGCGCCCGGGCCCCGGAGGAGCCGCGCUAGCCGAGGCCUGCGGCCGCGCUGCUGAGACGAGCCCGCCAAACUCCCCUCCCCCUCCGCCCUCGACCCCCCGCACCUCGCCCCCUCCCCACCCCCUCCUCCGCCUCGGUCCCCCGCGCCGCCCGGGACCACUAUGACCAUGAGAUCCGCGGUGUUCAAGGCGGCCGCGGCCCCUGCCGGCGGCAACCCCGAGCAGCGACUGGACUACGAGCGGGCUGCGGCGCUGGGCGGGCCCGAGGACGAGCCCGGGGCGGCCGAAGCCCACUUCCUCCCCCGGCACCGUAAGCUCAAGGAGCCGGGGCCCCCGCUGGCCUCCUCCCAGGGCGGGAGCCCGGCGUCCUCGCCGGCCGGCUGCGGCGGCAAGGGCCGGGGCUUGCUCCUCCCGGCCGGGGCCGCCCCCGGGCAGCAGGAAGAGAGCUGGGGAGGUUCGGUGCCCUUGCCCUGCCCGCCCCCGGCCACCAAGCAGGCGGGCGUCGGGGGGGAGCCCGCGGCAGCCGGCGCCGGCUGCAGUCCCCGGCCCAAGUAUCAGGCGGUGCUGCCCAUUCAGACGGGCUCGCUCGUGGCGGCGGCCAAAGAGCCGACGCCCUGGGUUGGGGACAAGGGUGGAGCGGCACCCCCAGCUGCCACCGCCUCGGACCCGGCGGGACCCCCACCACUACCUCUGCCCGCGCCGCCACCCCUCGCGCCCACCGCCACCGCCACCGCCACCGCCGGGAGCCUGGCGGCCAGCGAGGGCAGAUGGAAGAGUAUGAGGAAGAGCCCCCUCGGGGGUGGCGGCGGCUCGGGAGCCUCCAGCCAGGCCGCCUGCCUCAAACAGAUCCUCCUGCUGCAAUUGGACCUCAUCGAGCAGCAGCAGCAGCAGCUGCAGGCCAAGGAGAAGGAGAUCGACGAGCUCAAGUCUGAGAGGGACACGCUUCUUGCUCGGAUUGAACGUAUGGAAAGGCGGAUGCAGCUGGUAAAGAAGGAUAACGAAAAAGAAAGGCACAAGCUGUUUCAGGGUUAUGAAACUGAAGAGAGAGAGGAAACGGAGCUAUCUGAGAAAAUUAAACUGGAGUGCCAGCCCGAGCUUGAGACAUCCCAGACUCUGCCUCCCAAGCCUUUCACAUGUGGGCGGAGUGGAAAGGGACACAAAAGGAAAUCCCCAUUUGGAAGUAUAGAAAGAAAGAUUCCUGUUAAAAAGCUGGCUCCUGAAUUUUCAAAAGUCAAAAUAAAAACUCCUAAGCACUCUCCUGUUAAAGAGGAACCCUGUGGUUCCUUAUCUGAAACUGCUUGUAAACGUGAAUUGAGGAGCCAAGAAACUCCAGAAAAACCCCGGUCUUCAGUGGACACCCCACCAAGACUCUCCACUCCCCAGAAGGGACCCAGCACCCACCCCAAGGAGAAACCCUUCUCAAGUGAGAUAGAAGAUUUGCCGUACCUUUCCACCACAGAAAUGUAUUUGUGUCGUUGGCACCAGCCUCCCCCAUCACCAUUACCAUUACGGGAAUCCUCUCCAAAGAAGGAGGAGACUGUAGCAAGGUGUCUGAUGCCAUCAAGUGUUGCAGGAGAAACUUCAGUCUUGGCUGUUCCUUCUUGGAGGGACCACUCAGUAGAGCCUCUAAGGGACCCAAAUCCUUCAGAUCUUUUGGAGAAUCUGGAUGACAGUGUGUUUUCAAAGCGGCAUGCAAAACUAGAGCUGGAUGAAAAGAGAAGGAAAAGAUGGGAUAUUCAGCGGAUCAGGGAACAAAGAAUUUUACAACGACUGCAGCUCAGAAUGUAUAAAAAGAAAGGAAUUCAGGAAUCUGAGCCUGAGGUUACCUCAUUUUUCCCUGAGCCAGAUGAUGUUGAAAGUUUGAUGAUUACUCCCUUCUUGCCUGUUGUAGCAUUUGGACGACCAUUACCAAAAUUAACUCCACAUAAUUUUGAGCUGCCCUGGUUAGACGAACGUAGCAGAUGCAGGUUGGAAAUCCAGAAGAAGCAAACACCUCACCGGACGUGUAGGAAAUAGAGCGCUGGCAAGAACCUUCUGUCUUCAGAUAGUUGUAGCAUGCCAUUCUCAGAGAGUGGCAGAGACCUGUAUAUGUGACCUAUGUCCUCAUGUAUGUUAUCAUUCAUUGAUUGAUAAUGCCUUUCCAUACUCCCUUGAUCUUGGUUUUUAGUCACUCUUGAUUUCACAACUCUUUCACUCAGCUAAUUGUAAUUAUGGAGAAUGCUUGGGAUUGAUUUUUCCUUUAUGGGGAAAUGAACUCCCAAGCUUAAUAUAUAGGAUGGCAGAUUUGGAAGCUUCAUGGUUCUGCUUCUAUACAUUUGCCUUUGUUGAAGGAGUAAAAGGGCUCUCUUCAUUAGUCUUGCAGAAGAUGAAGCAACCCCUGCCUCUAGAGCUGUGCCUGUGUGGCACUCUUCUCACCCUGGUAUACCUUCCAUUAUAGUUUGUGUAUAGUGGUUUUUUUUACCCUAAAACAAAACAAAAAUCCUCACCAUGAGCUUAAUGAGCAGAUGAGGAAUAAAAAGUGAAGUGAAUGAAGCAAGUCGUUAUCACAAACUAGAAAAGAGAUUGGAUGAUUUGAUAAACAUCUAAAGGGGAAAAAAAAGUCUUUUAAAACAAUUCUGUGAUGUAGCCAUGUUUGGCUGUGUUUUCUUAGUUGGGUAACUGGAUUUCUUCCCCUGUACCUCAAAAGUUAAAAUCUUUGGAAGAGAGACAGGAUGGUAAGUUUUCAACUCUUAAGUGAAGGCAUUUGGCAUUUAAGGAUGGUAAACCAGAACCUGCGCAGCUGUCCUUGUGUCACUUCACUUCUCAAGUAUUCCUCUGUUGGGCUUUAUCCUUUUAGCUCUUGGUGGUAGGAUAAGGAUUUGGGAGGGUGGGGGUGUACAUGCUUACUUUGGCUGGCAAAUGUCUACAUCUUGAAAUGAUCAGAUGUACCUAAUGAGCUUCUCCACUCACUCUGUAAAAAUAUAUUUGUAUGUGUAGCAUCUUGGUCCCCUCACUCCCUCACAUUAAAAAAAAAAAAAAAAAAGGAAAAAAAAGAUUUUUUUUUUUUCAGGACACCACUCCAGGCCACUUUGGUCUCAAUAUAAGAUCCCUGUAACUAUCUGGAAGGAAAAUAGAGCCAAGACCUCUGGUCUUUAAGUAUAUAGGAAUUGCCUUUCUUUAGGCUUCAGGACUAUUGUGUGAAAACAAGUAGGGGUCAAAUCUCCUAGAAGGUAGGGGCUUUUAUCCUUGAAGAGAAUAUGUCCCCAGAUUAUUAGCACUUUUAGAGGAGAAGCCAAGGUGUGUAGAGUGUGUGGCCGGCCCGUCAGUGGAGCAUGAAAGAAUGGGCUAUCAUUGUGGGAAGAAAAGAAGUUCCUCAGGGGCCUCCCACUGCUAAAACUUUGUGAGAUGGUUGAUCUGUGCUCCCUGAGUUUGACUUUUAAAAGAACUGUUCCGGCAGCACAUUUAGUAUUCUUGGAUGAUCUUGCUGCUCUUAUUUCUCCGUGUGUGUGUGUGUGUGUGUGUGUGUGUGUGUGUGUGUGUGAGUGUGUGCGUGUGUGUGUGUGCGCGCGCGCGCACUAUGAGUUUUCAUUUGUAAUUCCAUCUGCUUAGGAGAGUGGGCUCUCUACAAGGGAACCUGCUGUUGAACUUCACUGCAGCAAGAAUGUAGGAAGAAAUAGGACUUAUUCCACUAGGGGCUCUCAUCUCACAUGUUAUGGAAAGGAAGGAGAUUUCUGGAAAAACUGGGCCAGAUUUUCUUUGUUCUUCAUUAUUUUAAUAUGGAAAGCUGUUUGGCUUUCAUACUCUGAUCUACGUUAUAUUCCUUUAUAAUGUGCCCAAGAAGAAAAAAGACCAAUCAUUGUCUCUUUACUUUUUUUCCUUGAUUCCUCUGUUCUUCUAAAUUUUCAGAUUCCUAAUUUGGAUGUGGCUUAUUUGGUUUAACAUUUGUGCCCUACCUGAGCUACACUAAGAGGAAUCCAUGAGGUGCUAUCUAGCCAGAUUUAAGUGGAUUCUAUUUCCUUGGUUCUCCCUCUACUAGGAUCUCUUAUCUCAUUACCCUUUCUUCUAGAUCUAUUCUCCUUUGAUUUGACUUUGUUGGGGUUUGUUGAAAAAGAGAUUGGAGAAUAGAUCAUCAAAGUUUUGAGAGUGAAAUUACAGUGUGUUAAGAGUGUGGGGGGAAAAUUAGUCUUAUUUUUUCUCUACAUGGGAUACAACACUGUGAAAUUCAAUCUUCAAUGGAAGGCCCUGCAAUUCUCCUAAAACAUAGUUCUUUGUUUCUUUAACAGUUUAAGCUAGUGUUAAUAAAUUAAAAAGAGAAAUUGCUUGUCUGUCCACUUCAACUUUGUUUUAUGCCCAUUUCAUAUUGUUGUCUGUGUUGUAAUUCAUACUUUUGAUACCAUUUCUGAUGUGUAAAAUUGGUUGUCUUGUAAAUAUCUUAUAAAGAGUUCAAUUGUAAAUAAACUAUUGUGGCUGUUAA
Molecule: messenger RNA, 4508 nt
Organism: Erinaceus europaeus (western European hedgehog)
Lineage: Eukaryota; Metazoa; Chordata; Mammalia; Eulipotyphla; Erinaceidae
Gene: MSL1
Product: MSL complex subunit 1
Exons: 9
Coding region: 218-2071 (617 amino acids)
Cellular component (GO): MSL complex
Source: RefSeq, a predicted model, not a curated record